AUGUCGAAUAAAGCUGAUGUAUCGAAGUUGGUUCACCAUUCACUCAAUACUUUAACACAAUUGGUAGAAUCAGAUACUGAAAUCACUUUAAUAGACCUUAAUCUAAUUGAGAAUUUAAACACUAAUCAAUCACUAAACUAUAUCAACUUGGAGCAGAGCUUCGUUAUCUUGGAUAAGGAUGCUAAAAACUUAGAACAAAUGAGUAAGUUAAAUUAG
This is a messenger RNA of Priceomyces carsonii, 216 nucleotides long. RefSeq lists its product as uncharacterized. The transcript has a single exon. Lineage: Eukaryota; Fungi; Ascomycota; Pichiomycetes; Serinales; Debaryomycetaceae. The record is from RefSeq and is a predicted model, not a curated record. The coding region runs from base 1 to 216 and encodes 71 amino acids.